Molecule: messenger RNA, 2523 nt
Organism: Pocillopora verrucosa
Lineage: Eukaryota; Metazoa; Cnidaria; Anthozoa; Scleractinia; Pocilloporidae
Product: tetratricopeptide repeat protein 39B
Molecular function (GO): protein binding
Source: RefSeq, a predicted model, not a curated record
GAUAAUGAUUCCUUUACUAUGGUAGAAGCUGCCAAAAUGAUCACCAAAGCAUAUGACCUCUGCUUUUCAAACAAGUUUCUACAAGCAAAGGCAGACAUAGAGCCAUGGAUCAACAAAAGCAUGUACCAUGCAGUUGCAUACAGCAGUAUUAUGUGCAUUCAAGCUCUGUUGAAAUUUGAACAGCCAGCAAUUCAAAAGGCAAGUGAAAGUGUCAAGUUGGCUGUGAAUAUCUGUGAGAGACAAAGGAAAAAGCCAACAUGGUCAGAGACAUUUUCAAGCUGGAUAUGGAGUUCUGCAUAUGAUGAGUUUUCCAUGGAAGAGAAGCAUGCUGAGCUGUGCUAUACAGAAUGUCUUCUUCUUGAUGCUUUACUUACAUUUAUUCAGGAUGACAAUCUUGUCAGUUUUGUGUGGGGAGCUUUGAAAAUUAGGACCUGUUAUCAGAAUUACAAGACUUGUCUUGAAAUGAUAGCAGACCAACCACAUUCUUUAUCCCAGUCACCUCUUGAGAAAGACUUUGAAGCAGGAGUUCAUUUUGGAAUUGGUGGGUUUAAUCUGGUGUUGUCUUUACUUCCACCCAUAAUUAUAAAAUUGUUAGAGUGGGUUGGUUUUUCAGGAGACAGGUUUCUAGGGAUAAAUCAUUUACACAAGGGAAGUAAAGGCCAGAGUCUGAGGUCCCCACUGUGCUCUUUACUUCUCCUUGCCUACCAUACAUGGAUUACCCAGUAUUUAGGGAACGGUGAUGGCGAUAUAGAUCAGUCUGAGGAAAUCCUUCAGCCUCUUUUGACAACAUUUCCAAAGGGAUCACUCUUUCUGUUUUACGAUGGUCGCAUUAAACAAGUUCGAGGGAAACUGGAAGAGGCCAUCAACAGAUACAAGCACUCGAUCACAAUUCAGUCAGAGAUUAAACAAUUUCAUCAUAUUUUCUACUGGGAGCUGAUGUGGUGCCACGCGUGCAAAGGAGACUGGGCCGAGGCUUAUCAAUACGCUGGCAUUCUUUUUGAAGAGAGCAUGUGGUCGAAGACUGUUUACAUGCAUCUAAAGGCGUCGUUCAAACUCACGGCCAGACUGGCCAACCAGCCAAUUAGCGAUGAAGAAGGACGUCACACAGAGAGCUUUAUGUUUAGGCGUCUUCCAGAUUUUAAGCAGCGUAUCGCAGGUCAGUCUCUUCCAUUUGAAGACUUUGCCAUCCAUAAGGCAAACAAGUAUUUUGAACAAAAGGGCCGUCUUUUUCUGCCUGGAGUGGAGCUUCUAUUUAUAUGGAAUGGCUUCAAAGUCCUCGCUCACAGACCUGACUUAGUUCCGCCUCUAAUGAAACUAGUGGAGAGUUCUUUACAUAAACUAAAGCAAACAAAAGAAGAGAAUGAAAAUUACGUAGACGACUUGUGUUUGGGUAAACUCCUGCAGGGAAUGUGUCAUCGUUGCUUGAGUAACAGGAAAGAAGCAAUGGAAUGUUUGAGAAAUUCUUUCGACAGAUCAAAAGAUUUGAAGCAGGAUUUUUACCUUGCUCCUUACGCAUGUGCAGAGAUUGGAUUUCUGUAUUUGGACGAAGGGGACUUUGGGCGAGCUAAAGAAUAUUUGGAGCGGGCAAGGAAACAUCGUGAUCAUCUUUUACAAAGUCUUCUUCACUUGAGAAUUCACGCAGCUCUCCAGAAGAUUGAACAGAACAGCGUAUCUAUGGGAAGACCACAAGUUGUUUGUGGACAAGAAUUUGUACAAAAUGGAACACAGAACGAGCUUCAAGUUAUGAAUAGCGAAGAAAUGACAGAAUCAGAAGAUUUCUUCGAUGCUGAGGAAGAGUGUGCGAAUUUAUAUCGACAAGACUCUAACUCUUCAUUUGAUAUAAUAUCGGAUUUUUCCGAUGAAGUAUGAGCAUUAAGGGUAUAAUUCAUGGUUUUUGAGGAUUCUUGAAAAAUCUAGCCUUCAAUUCCCUCCCGUUUAGAUUUUUGCUUAUCUCUCCGGUGUUAACAUGUCUACCGUAUAAAAUUAUUUGUUAUGGUUUCGUACCUUUUUCAAUCAAUUUUUCAGGGCGCCCAGAAUGAUACAAAAACCAAAAUGUUAUUUAUCCUUAAUCAGAAGGUGAGCUCGAGAAUCCAAGUAGAUUAUGGAAGGCGGGAGUCAAUUAUCAACGCUGAUUUUUAAAUUAAUACUUAAUUUUAAAAACUUGGUUUAAAAACUCCACUAGUUUUCCAUUUUAGUUGUAAGGAUUUUUUUUGUUUUUAUAUAUAAAUUUCCUGUUGAAGAAUUCAUUGGCGAAAAUCCUCACUGUGUUCCUCUCACUGUCAAUAAACCGGUAAACAGCGGACCUGACAAACAACAUGGGAUUUUUCAACAGAUUGCUUAGGUAGUGCCGGAUUUACAAGAAACAAAGAGCACAUUUAAGGAGUUUACAAUAUUUUACCUCCAGAUGUAAAAAUGUUAAAAGGUUUUCCACUUGCGAAAGAUUAUACAUUUCUCUAAUAACGUUCUAUAGUAAAAUGAACAUUUCAACGCAUCCAGUAAUUUUUUGUUAUGUAUAUUUUCACU